Messenger RNA from Nannochloropsis gaditana CCMP526, 2088 nucleotides. It is a transcript of the gene GLMS, whose product is annotated as glucosamine--fructose-6-phosphate aminotransferase (isomerizing). Gene Ontology annotation, molecular function: L-glutamine:D-fructose-6-phosphate transaminase (isomerizing) activity; carbohydrate derivative binding. The transcript has a single exon. The record is from RefSeq and is a predicted model, not a curated record. Gene Ontology annotation, biological process: carbohydrate derivative biosynthetic process; fructose 6-phosphate metabolic process; protein N-linked glycosylation. The coding region runs from base 1 to 2088 and encodes 695 amino acids.
AUGACGUCCUCCUUUUCCGGUAACUUCGCCCAAAAAAACUCGUCCAGACAACGAUACCCACAACAAAAUGUGGUAGGAAGGUAUGCCAGCAGGGCAGCCUACAUGAGCCCCGGUAGCUCCUCCUCCUCUUCCUCCUCUUCCUCGUUCAUGCGGUGGGGCUGGGGUCUGGCAGCGGCUACUGCUGCCCUAGGUGCACUCUCAGAGCGGCAAGACUCGCCCACAGAAGCUUGUGGGAUUGUUGGUGUAAUCGGAGAGGACGACGCUCGUUCCAUUCUAAUGGAGGGUCUGACCGUGCUGCAAAAUCGGGGGUACGACUCUGCCGGAAUAGCGACCAUCUCCCCGCACGACAACGUAUUGACCGUCACGAAGUAUGCCUCCGCGGGCUCCACGUACGACUGCAUCGACCUGGUCAAGGAAAAUAGCCACCGGCACAAGGGGCAUCACGUGGGGAUUGCCCACACUCGAUGGGCCACACACGGGGGCAAGACCGACCUGAACGCACACCCCCACACGGACAGCAAGGGCCGGGUGGCGGUAGUGCACAACGGCACCAUCACCAACAGCCACGAGCUUCGACACGAACUCCAGCAUGCUCACGGGAUCAAGUUUGUCUCCGAGACGGACACGGAGAUCAUCGCGCAGUUGAUCGGCCUGGGCCUGGAUGAGAAUUUGAGCUUGAAAGAUGCGACCGCAGAGGCCCUAAAACGCUGUGACGGUACGUGGGGCCUGGUGGUGCUCUCUCCCAAAGAGCCCGAUGAAUUGGUGGUGGCCUGCAACGGCUCGCCCAUGGUGCUGGGCAUUGGGGAAGGCCGGGUCUUCAUCGCCUCGGAGACGUCUGCCUUCAACCGGCACACCAAAAAUUUCAUUGCCCUGAAAGAUGGGGAGCUGGGAGUGGUCCGGGCGGACGGGUCCACCUUGGACUUGACGCGCGUGCAGAAAGCGCCAGACGUGAACAUCCUCCUCUCCCCUGCCCCGUACCCGCACUGGACGAUCCGCGAGUGUAUGGAACAGCCAGAAGCGAUCGCCCGAGCCCUAGGCUUUGGGGGCCGCAUGAGCGACACGCGCGUCUACCUGGGAGGAUUGGACCGACAGAAGGAACGGAUGCAAAGCAUCAAGCACCUGGUUCUGACCGGGUGUGGCACGUCCUUGCAUGCGGCUAUGUACGCGGCGAAAUUGAUGCGGGACUUCGAAGCCUUCCGCACCGUCAUGGCAGUCGACGCGGCGGAAGUCCGGCUAUCCGACCUACCCAAGCACCACGCCGGCCUCCUAGCCAUUUCCCAGUCGGGGGAAACCAAGGACGUGCACCGGGCGGUGGUGCUGGCGGACCGAAUGGGCCUCCCCACCAUGUCGGUGGUCAACACGGUUGGCUCCCUCAUCGCCCGCACCACCAAACUCGGGGUCUACCUGAACGCCGGGCGCGAGUCCUCCGUGGCCAGUACCAAGGCAUUCACCACGCAGGUGACGGUGCUGACCUUGAUCACGGCCUGGUUCCGGCAGGUUCGGGAAGAGGCCGGGGAGGAGGCACUCCCGGGGCGGGUGACAGAGCUUCUAGAAGCCCUGCAACGGAUGCCGAUCGGUUUCGGAAUGGCCCGACGGACGCGGGAACAGUGCGCGGAGUUGGCCGUUCGUCUCAAGGACAAGGAGCACGUCUUCUUGUUGGGGAAAGGGUACGGGGAGCCGAUCGCUUUGGAAGGGGCGUUGAAGCUCAAGGAGAUGGCCUACAUCCAUGCCGAAGGUUACUCCGGGGGGGCCCUCAAACACGGGCCCUUCGCCCUCAUAGAGGGCAAAGAGGGAAAGUUUGGCGCCACCCCCAUCAUUUGUCUGAUCCUCGACGACGAACAUGCUCAGCACAUGCGCACGGCUGCCGAAGAAGUCAAAGCGCGGGGGGCGGACUUGAUAGUCAUCACCGACAACCCGAAAUUGGCCAGAGGGCUGGUCCCUGAUCCGAUCAUCGUCCCGAAUAACGGUCCGUUAACGGCGUUGAUCGCCACCUUGCCGCUGCAACUGCUUGCCUACGAAUUAGCGGUUUUGCGAGGGAUCAACCCUGACAAGCCUCGGAACUUGGCCAAGGCGGUGACGGUCGAUUGA